GUAUCAUAUGUGAUCUGAAUACAGAUCAAAACAUACAUAAGUACGUAUGUGAAGUGCAAAAAUGGCUAAUCGUGUGGAAUUAGGUUUAAGACAAGUAAAACCAAUUUUGUCACUAAGUCAUAUAGAUGCUCAUAGAAGAGUAAUAACAUUAUAUAAAACAUGGUAUCGCCAAAUUCCAUUUAUCUUGUCAAACUAUGAUCUUCCGGUAACAAAAGAAGAUUGUGUAGCAAAGUUACGGGAAGAAUUUAAACGUCAUGCCAAUGUAAAGGAUGUAAGAGUGAUCGAUAUAUUACUUAUUAAGGGACAAAUGGAACUUCAAGAAACUUGCGCUCAAUGGAAACCAGCUGCAAUAUUAAUGAAUUAUUGGAAAGUAACUCAGGAACCAAAGCCAAAGGACUUCUUAUCCAAGUUCAUUUCGGGUCAUGAUUAAAAUAUUUAAUUGUACAAUAUAUAAGUUAUUGUAGUAUAAUUAAAUGUAUACAAUUUUUGAGCUAUAUAAAAAGAAUGUAUAUGAUAUUUCAGUAUGUAGUAUUGUUAUUAUUUGAGAAAUAAAUAUGUUAGAAA
This is a messenger RNA of Bombus impatiens (common eastern bumble bee), 564 nucleotides long. RefSeq names its product NADH dehydrogenase [ubiquinone] 1 alpha subcomplex subunit 6 (gene ND-B14). The transcript is spliced from 3 exons. Lineage: Eukaryota; Metazoa; Arthropoda; Insecta; Hymenoptera; Apidae. The record is from RefSeq and is a predicted model, not a curated record. Gene Ontology annotation, biological process: response to oxidative stress. Bases 62 to 430 code for a protein of 122 amino acids.